This is a messenger RNA of Haemonchus placei, 2625 nucleotides long. Lineage: Eukaryota; Metazoa; Nematoda; Chromadorea; Rhabditida; Trichostrongylidae. The record is from the annotation of a GenBank genome assembly.
AUGCUACGUCUUGCUGAAUGGACAUUCAAUUCAAGAACAGAUGCUGUUGUCGACGUGUUGCUUGGAAUUCGCGAGCUUCCUCCACUUCAGAGCAGCACAAUGAUGUGGAACCUGAAUCGAAUUGUAUGCGAUGAGAUGAAACUUGGCUUCAUGACGAUGUUGGCAGGAACUCAUACUCACAACUACGGUGUCUAUCAAUCGAUCGCUGAUUCAAUGAAGGUUCCUUUGGUAGAUUGGGAGGUAUCCGACGUAAGGACGGCAGAUGCAAAACGGUCGCCCAUGACAUUUUCGGUUAGACCAUUGGUAGACCACCUGCUCGUAGAUUAUAUCAUACAUAAGGGAUGGAAAGACAUUGUCUACAUUCACGACGGGGCCAACGCUGAUAGAACGCUGCAUGGAAUGUUUGAAUACCUGAAUGAGAACAGUCCCGAUUAUAAUCUGUUUGUAGACAACUUCAGGGCUCCUACCGAUGAGGAGUUUUUCCGCGAAUUCCUCAACGAUUUCCACCGACGGAUGUCACUUUCUCAAGGAAACGUCUCCCAAGGGGAAGAAGCGAAUGUGAUACAGUACGAAGGUUUUCAUGAACACAUUUUUCUUCGAACCAGAGAGCAUACAUUCCAGCCCAGUGCAUGUGGUAGUGGAUUUGGAAGGUGGAUAUCGGAUGAGAAUGUUUCUGAGAGCACUCGAAGAGAGCGUCCUUGUCAGGAAGGAUUACCACUACGUCUUCGCGAAUUUGGCAACCGUGGGCUGGGGAUGCUGAUUAUAAAAGCGAAACGGCGCUGUUCUUCACUGUCACCCACUUUGCAGGCCAGCAGUGCCUUCGCUCACGAUGCUCUGCUCGUUGCUGCGGCUAGUCUCGAUCUCACCUUGAGAAAAUAUGGUCUAUCUGUAUUCUCAGAAAGUUUCUCUCGUCACCAGCUGUUCAACCGCGGUUUGCCAGGGUUGUACUGUAGGCCACACGAAGAUACAGAGAAUCCAGAUCGGGAGUUCGAACCAUUCGAGUUCGGAGAUAGAAUCGCUGAAUCUAUCAAAAAGGUGGUCCUAACCCACGACGACGGAACACUCACAGGACACAUUCAGUUUGACCCUCACACUGGAUGGCGCACCAACUAUUCCGUUACGGUUAUCGAAAUCAAACCUGGAGUAAAUACUUUGAACAGCAUCAAAGAGGGAAGCCUAGAGAGUUACUCAUUUUUCCUUGCCUCGAGUAGAAUCAAGUGUUUACAGAGAUUUCAAUGGGCUCAAGGAAAAGGAUUCCUGCUCGGAGAAGCCUUACAACAGAACAAAACUAAUAAGAGUUCUAUUGAGAAAGGCAUUCUGCCAUGGAAAUUGAAAUUGAAUGUUGUCACUGUUUUGGUGAAGCCGUUCGUUAUGGUAAGAAGAAGUAAUCCGGGUGAAGUACCUCACAAAGGCAAUGAUCGUUUCGAAGGUUACUGCAUAGACUUGCUCAAGCUGCUGGCAAAGAAUAUUUCUGGAUUUGAAUAUGAAAUCUUUCUGUCUGAUGGAAACAAGUACGGGGCACGUCAGGCGGACGGUAGUUGGGACGGAAUGCUUGGAUACUUGUUAAACGAGACGGCCGAUAUUGCAGUUGCUCCACUGACGAUCACUCAAGAACGAGAGAGAGCCGUGGACUUUUCCAAGCCCUUCAUGACGACAGGAAUUUCAAUCAUGAUCAAGAAACCUGAAAAGCAAGAGUUCAACAUUUUCUCAUUCAUGGAGCCGCUUGGUAUGCGCAUUUGGAUACUCACUGUAUGUUCCUACGUUGGGGUCUCUUUGACAAUUUUCCUCGUAUCCUCUUUUUCUCCCUACGAGCAACGAGUUCAGUUCAAUCGCGGUGAAUUCUCAGUGUCGAAUGAGUUCUCCAUGUACAACUCCCUUUGGUUCACACUAGCUGCUUUCAUGCAGCAAGGAACCGAUAUUCUUCCAAAGGCUCUUUCUGGUCGAAUAGCAUCGUCCGCUUGGUGGUUCUUUACGCUCAUCAUUGUUUCGUCAUACACGGCCAACCUUGCUGCAUUCCUGACUCUAGAGAAAAUGGCUCCUCCCAUCGAAUCAGUAGAGGAUCUCGCAAAUCAGAAUAAAAUCCGUUAUGGAGUUGUCAAAGGCGGAUCAACAGCCGCAUUCUUCGAGGACUCAACAGUGCCACUGUAUAAAAAGAUGUGGGAUUUCAUGCAAGAUGAACACAACAAAUUCCUGAGAGAUCAAGCGAGCGAAUCAGUAUUUGUGGACACCUAUGCAGAAGGUAUCGAACGGGUCAGGAAAAGUAAGGGCAAAUAUGCGUUUCUGUUGGAAGAAACGACCAACAACUAUGAAGGAGGUCGGAAGCCUUGUAACACAAUGAAAGGGUCCCUUAAUUUGGCGAUUCUCUAUCUUCAAGAAAAAGGCGAACUGAAACGAUUGGAGAAUAAAUGGUGGUACGAUCGAGGACAGUGUGAUCAAGGCAUAUCAGAUAGCGGAGCAAGCUCAUCGUUGAAUUUGUCAAAGGUCGCAGGAAUUUUCUAUAUUCUAAUGUGUGGAAUGGUACUUUCCAUGGUAACCGCUCUAAUCGAGUUCAUUCUACGUAAGAAAAAGGAGAAUAGGGAAAAAGAGAAGGUCAGCUUCAUCAAGAAACUAUCCUACUAUAUAUAA